Molecule: messenger RNA, 1183 nt
Organism: Prosopis cineraria
Lineage: Eukaryota; Viridiplantae; Streptophyta; Magnoliopsida; Fabales; Fabaceae
Product: iron-sulfur cluster assembly protein 1-like
Exons: 4
Coding region: 204-983 (259 amino acids)
Biological process (GO): intracellular iron ion homeostasis; iron-sulfur cluster assembly; tricarboxylic acid cycle
Cellular component (GO): membrane; mitochondrial matrix; cytoplasm
Molecular function (GO): 2 iron, 2 sulfur cluster binding; succinate dehydrogenase activity; ferrous iron binding
Source: RefSeq, a predicted model, not a curated record
CCAAAAAAGAAAGAAAAGAAAAACUAAUUGAAUCCAACGCCAUAGACUAUAGUCUGCGACCAGGAGGGGCGGCUUGCGAGGAAGACGGGUGCGACGGAAGAGCUGUGACCGACGAAGCCCACCCACUCGGACGGUGAGGAAGACGUAUGCGACGGAAGGGAAGGAAGCCUUGAAGAGGAAGAGGAUUUCGAAUCUACCGAAGAAUGUUGAGGCUGGUUUCAAAGAGAAUCUUGGGAGUGUCACGGGAGGUGCCAUCACCAACACUCCAAGUUCUGCCUCAAUUCUCCCUUGAGAAGGUUGUUGAUCGCUACGAUGACCUGCAGAAUGUCGGACACUUCAAUGAGAUUGACCCCAUCGUCAGUAUGGGCUUGGCUAGGGCACCCACUCGUAGGGAUGACAUGAAACUCCAUAUUAAGGGCGAUGAAAAGACUAGAAAGAUUGUUGAUGUUCACUUCUGGACCUUUGGCUGUGAUUUGGGUGUUGCCUCUUCUUCAGUGGGGGAGCAAAUGGAGGGAGUUCCAUCCAUCAAAAACAUAGAAAUUGCAAGGCAUCUAUCAUUUCGUCCGUUUAAGGUUCACUGCAGCAUGUUUGCUGAGGAUGCCAUCAAAGCGGGUGUUAAAAGCUACGAAGCUAAGCGAGCCUUGGCAACAGCCGCUGAGGCGACGUCUGGAGAGACAGCUGCCACCCCGGUCAUGGCACCUAUGAAAAAUACACUUCGUCCGAUAUCUCCUCAUCUUUCUAUUUAUAAGCCUCAGUCCUCCUCCAUGGCUUCAAUUUUUAAUAGAAUCUCUGGUGCUUCCCUCGCAGCUAUGGUUUUGGGUUUUUAUCUUCUAUGUCUGAAAAUGCCUUUGGUUUGCUUCACUUACGCUGAAUUCUACCAAUUUUUUCAUUUUUCGUCAAAGUUCAGCCUAAUCUGUGCCGAUAUUGCUGCUGUUGCCCUGUGCUAUCAUCUGGUUGAUGGGAUUAAGAGAUUACUGCAUUAGCUCCGUCCUAUCAUCUGUAUGCCGGGGAUAAUGAUGGAGAAAACGGCCAUUGUUAUGGUUUUCUAAUGUUGUCAAGUUUAAGUUCAGUGAGUUGAUGAUCACUUGUCUUGACGGCUUAGUUUGAGCUUUAUGUAAUAAAGAUGUUCUUGCAUUGGACGCUAUCAUCUAUGUAAUGAAUGCAACAACUUGAACAUUGCUUA